AUGAAGGCCGGAUGCUUGAGGAACCUGCUGCUGCUGCUGGCUGCCCUGGUUCUCGUGGCCAAGGCGAGCCAUUUCCAAAGGUGGGAAGGCUUUCAGGAGAAGCCCAUGAGCAAGCAAAACAUGAAUGCAACACUUGAUUUCUUAAUUCGGAGCUUCAACAAUGCCAGCAAUGACACGUACUUAUUUCGUGUUGACAAGCUACUUCGAUCUCAGAUGCAGUUGACGACAGGAGUGGAGUACAUGGUCACCAUGAAGAUUAGCCGGACCAAAUGCAAGAAGAAAAGCACGAGCAGUCAUGGCUGCCCCCUCCAGAGCAACAUGAAGCUACAAAAGAGUUUCAUUUGUGAUUUUUUGGUUUACACUGUGCCCUGGAUACACUAUUAUCAACUUUGGAACAAUUCCUGUCUGGAAGGUUAA
Echinops telfairi (small Madagascar hedgehog) is the source of this 417-nucleotide messenger RNA. RefSeq names its product cystatin like 1 (gene CSTL1). Gene Ontology annotation, molecular function: cysteine-type endopeptidase inhibitor activity. NCBI's taxonomy places the organism in Eukaryota, Metazoa, Chordata, Mammalia, Afrosoricida, Tenrecidae. The transcript has 3 exons. The record is from RefSeq and is a predicted model, not a curated record. The coding region runs from base 1 to 417 and encodes 138 amino acids.